AUGAACAACAUACCGUGCCUAUACAGUAGUGUCCAGGAAAUCCAAUGUUGGACCGAUCCUCACUCUUCCUCCACAAGUGUCCCUCUUUUUCCAAGUUUCGCAAUCACGCCGGCCCGCUCUUCGCCGCCAACGCCCACAUGCAGUAAUUAUCCCACAUGGUUCACUACCGGGAGCUACUUUCACCCAAUCCUCGCCGUGCAGUCCUGCCCUGUACCUAAUCGUAACCUCUCUGGCCAAGCAUUUCCACAUCCCAAUGCAGAGAACGAGACGGAAAAAUAAAACGAAGAAGCAAAACCCCCGAGAAUCUGCGUUGGAGAUGAUUCGUAUUCGUAAACCUCUUCUUCUUCACUCUCGUAUUAUUCUCCAUUCAAAACUACCGCCUCACCCAUUUACUGUACAAAUAAAACCCACGCAGCUCCUCCAAUCAAACAGGAGCCAACCCACAGCAAAUCGUCAA
Molecule: messenger RNA, 457 nt
Organism: Periconia digitata
Lineage: Eukaryota; Fungi; Ascomycota; Dothideomycetes; Pleosporales; Periconiaceae
Source: the annotation of a GenBank genome assembly